Molecule: messenger RNA, 2078 nt
Organism: Perkinsus marinus ATCC 50983
Lineage: Eukaryota; Perkinsozoa; Perkinsida; Perkinsidae
Product: exonuclease, putative
Exons: 1
Coding region: 14-1954 (646 amino acids)
Cellular component (GO): nucleus
Molecular function (GO): exonuclease activity; nucleic acid binding
Source: RefSeq, a predicted model, not a curated record
AGGUGCACAUAUAAUGUCUGUCAAACGUCCGUCUUCAGACAUCAGUGGCAACAACAACAACAUAAGAGCUCCGACUUUUCCCGAGGGCUCUAACACGACAGCCUCCGAUUGGAUUACCCCCAGGCAGGCUCAGAAGCUCCGUCGUGUGGCUAGUCUAACGCCUCAUGUUAAACUCCAGCAUCAGAAUCAGAAGGCUAUCAGCGUCCACGAUGUGCAGAAUUUCCUGCUCUGGGCUACUGGCUCUGAGGCGGGGGUUAUGCCUCGUUGGUGUGUAUUGGAGAAUAUGCACACUGUGAAGAAUAUUACGGUGGUUAUGACGCCGUAUUUCGACAUUUCUUCCUUACUAGAGGCCGCUGGGAAGACCGCGGGAGGUAGCAGUGAUUAUCCGUUUUUGGGGUAUGCGCUUCGAAAGUGCAUGCGAGCCGGGUCGUGGCGGCCUCCCAGUGGGAAGCCUCCGCCUAGUUUAGAGAAGGUUUGUCCGGUGCUCAAGCAUUUCUUGCAGCUGAUGGUUGCCAAGAGCAAGAUACCGCAAAAGCUGCGCCCCAAGACUGCCCACUCUAACGAGAAACCAGUGUUGAUCCCUAUUGCGGAUUUCCUGAUGACUACUACCAACAUGAUCGCCAACGAGUUCCCAGUACACAGUGUAAGCGGAGUCCCUCCUGAAGGAUACGUAGAGUGUCGAACGUCAUUGGGCGAGCACAAGAGACCGCCCAUACCUGCCAGUGCAGGCGAGGGUGUUCCUGCCUUUGUGUUCAACGACAAGGACUACAAGAAUCUACUGGCCAUCGACUGUGAGAUGGUUGAUACGGCUGAUGGUCUGGAGCUAGCUCGCUUAAGUGCCGUUGACUCGGGGGCGAAGACUCUACUGGACAUGUACGUGAAGCCAGCUAAGCCUGUACUGGACUACAAGACGGAGUUCUCGGGGAUAACGCGGGAGUCUCUGGUUGGUGUCACGGCUACUCUUAAGGACGCUCAGAAGGCCUUGAUGGAUUUGAUGGACUCGGAGACCAUAUUGGUUGGUCAUGGUCUCGAGAACGAUCUCAAAACUCUUAAGAUGGUCCAUAGGCGUAUUAUCGACACCUCUGACUUGUAUCCUCAUCCUGCUGGCCCCCCUAGAAAAUCAGCACUCAGCUAUCUGGUCCGGAAGGUUCUCAAGUCUAAGAUGUCUCGGGAGUCAACUGGUAUGCAUGAUUCUACUGAAGAUGCUUUACAGGCUAUGAGGCUUUCUAUUCUCAAAUUCGCCAAGGGGCCGUACUGGCACCCUGACGAUGAGGAUAAGUAUGGUCUCUCUCUUGCCUCACUUGUCGGUGGUAUACGUAUUCACGGAGAAGAUGUUGAUCGUGCUACAAUGGUGCAGCGGUAUGGCGAACGCGCGAUGACUGGCGUGCUCAUGCCUGAUGAGGAAUCUGAGUCGUCAGAGCCCAGAGUUCAACUUCAUGUCUUGCGAGGCUUUCAACGGUGGUGUGAGCUACAGCAAUCUGGGCCUGGUUUGACCAAGUCCAGUAGAGCCUCUAGCAAACAGCAUAAGCGGAUGGUCAUGAUGAAGAUUGAUCUCACUAUCCGAAAGCUUCUACGCAGCAUGUCCAAAGGCGAUUUACUCGUGGUUUUCUCUGGUUGUGGUGAUAUGGCCCAGUACGCCACCGCCUUUGACAACUACCGGAAGUCGGGCCAGCAUGAGGCCAAACGCCUUCUUGAACUUUCACGGGAAAAAGUUGCUCGAAGUUUCACCAUGUUCACUAGUGUGGCUGAUGUCCCAGCAGAGCUAUUGGCCGACUCCCCAGUGAACGUCCCGCCGCCUACGUCAUCAUCUUCAUCGGCUCCUUCUGCGACGUCUCGUGUUGUCGAGAGUGACUCCGAAGAGAGCUCACGAGAGACCUUCCUCUUCCAAGCCACUAGCGAGACUUCGACUGAAGAAGCCCAGCCGAGUCCGGCCGAUGUGGCUGUUCGCUCGUGAGAAUGACUGUCUCCCAAGACUGCAACUUAGUCGCCUACUAGCCAUAAUACCAUUGUACACUUUCAUCGUCUGCCUAGAUUCGAUCUCUGUCUGUGUAUCAAUUUCGCGCAUUUGCUCCCAAAAG